AAAUAAUAGGGUUGCAAGCAAACACACUCUUGCCUCGUGUCGUGAUGGUUAAGCUCGUGGAGUUUUGCAAAACUUUGGGUAUAUAUAGCUGCCUCUUGCCCAUCUCAGUAACAGAAUCCAACUUCCAUCCCUAUUAUUCCUCCAAUCAACAACUUGGUAUUGGUUAACAACUAUGCGUCCUCUCCCUAAGCCUCCUUGGAUGCGCCGCUAUCGUAGGAUAGUGCCCAGCAUCAUCACCAGUAUCCGAAAUCACCCUGAAGCAGUGGCACCAACUCUUGAGAGCAUCCCGCAAAUAGAUGAAUCCUUGGUGGCAACCGAGCCGUUUUCCCCCUUUUCUUCCCUUAUUCGCGACAUGCAAGAAACGGAGUUCAAGCGCUGGGGAUUCGUCAUAUUUCGUUCGGUUUAUACGGAAGAGUCCCAAACUCAGUGGGGGAGCUACAUUGAGUUCUUCGAGGCAGCAGUUGAGAGCGAACUCAAGUUCAUGGAACUUCGGACACUCCUCGAGCCACAUCUUGAAUGGACUAUCAUGGAAGAUUGCGAAACUCUCAAUAAUGCGUCGAAGGAACAGGUACGCGAUAAAUUUUCUCAGUGGGUUUCCGAGCGAUCUAUUGAAUAUUGUGUCUAUGUUGAUCAGAAAUGCCUCGACACCGUUGACCAAUCCGCUGCCUGGGUCGAGGCAGGCGCUGAAGGUCAUAAAAGGGCUGUCGUUUGUGUCAUGCUGAAUGGGAAAUGCGAGCCCAGAGGGCGAGGCAGAAACGGAUUUCCCUCUAUCGAAGGAUGUACCAAGGAAUACACAGGCUGGAUUUACACCGGCGUACAAGGCAUUCCCGAGCUCUACAACAGUCUGUUUCAUGAGGAGCUGGAAGAACAAGACUCCCCAAGACCCCCUGGGGUAAUGCUCGGCAGAGAUCUAAUGCCCAUUGAUUAG
Messenger RNA from Fusarium redolens, 928 nucleotides. RefSeq lists its product as uncharacterized. The record is from RefSeq and is a predicted model, not a curated record. Lineage: Eukaryota; Fungi; Ascomycota; Sordariomycetes; Hypocreales; Nectriaceae. The transcript has 2 exons. Bases 173 to 928 code for a protein of 251 amino acids.